This is a messenger RNA of Panicum virgatum (switchgrass), 976 nucleotides long. RefSeq names its product uclacyanin 1-like. The coding region runs from base 112 to 798 and encodes 228 amino acids. Gene Ontology annotation, molecular function: electron transfer activity. The record is from RefSeq and is a predicted model, not a curated record. The transcript has 2 exons. Gene Ontology annotation, cellular component: plasma membrane. NCBI's taxonomy places the organism in Eukaryota, Viridiplantae, Streptophyta, Magnoliopsida, Poales, Poaceae.
UGCUCCAAUAAUCCCACAACCACAACCCCAACCCAAAAACCUUCCACUCUCUCUUCUCGUCUCAUCUUCUGCAUCUCCAAUCAAGGUACAAAGCAGCACACGGAGAUAGCCAUGGUGACUAGAGCUCUCCUCGUCCUCACCGUGGCCGUCGCGGCGGUGCUCGGGACAGCGCACGGGGCCAGCUACACCGUCGGUGCUCCGGCGGGGUCGUGGGAUCUCCGGACCAACUACACCAGCUGGGCAUCCGGCAUCAACUUCCGUGCUGGCGACCAGCUUGUGUUCAAGUACUCCCCCGCGGCGCACGACGUGCUGGAGGUGAGCAAGGCGGACCACGACUCGUGCACCGCCUCCAGGCCCCUCGCCACCUUCACCACCGGCGACGACACCGUCCCGCUCCCCGCCGGCGGCGUCACCCGAUACUUCAUCUGCGGCGUCCCCGGCCACUGCGCCGGCGGCAUGAAGCUCGCCGUCAGAGUCGAGGCCGCCAGCGCUCCAGCGCCGGUGGCCAUGCCCCCCCGUGCUGCGCGCCCGCCGACUGCGUCUCCGUCCCCGGCGCCGAUGGCCGUGCCCCCUCGCGCUGGGCGUCCGCCAGCUGCAGCUCCGCCUGCUCCAGCGCCACUGGGCAUGGCCCCUGCUGUGCCGCCGCCGAUGGUGACGCCAGGCGCCAAGGCCCCGGCGGCCGCCGGUGGCAUGCCGGCCGUGCCUCCUCCGAGCUCUGCGGCGGCCCCGGCUGGUGUUGGGUCUCUAGUGGGGCUUGGAUUGGGUGCUGCCGUGGCUGCUCUCAUGGUCUUCCAUUAGAGUCAACGGCUGCCUUUUUUUUUUGUAAUUUUUUACUCACGUGUGUACUCAAUUUUUACUCUAUGAUGUUGAUAUGUACGUAACAACUGAGGUCGUUAUUAUGAGAUUAGAUUUUACAGGUACAAAUUAUACUACAUACAAACGAUGAAACGAAUUUGAACUGUUUAUCGUACGAAAA